AUGGCUUUCAACUACAAGAAGGUGCUCCUCGUUGGCGCCACCUCGGGCAUUGGCGCUGGCCUGGCCGACAAGUUCGUGCAGGAGGGCGUCAAGGUGGUGGCCGUCGGGCGCAGGAAGGAGAAUCUCGACGGCUUCGUGGCAAAGCACGACGGCGACAUGGCCGCGUCCGUCGUCUUCGACAUGACCGACCUGGCCGCCAUGCCCAAGUUCGUCGACGACGUGACGGCGGCGCACCCGGACAUCGACUGCGUCUUCCUGAACUCGGGCAUCCAGCGCGGCAUGAACUUCACCAAGCCGCACAAGGUGGACCUGGCCACGUUCGACCUGGAGCUGACGACCAACUACACCUCGUUCGUGCACCUGACCAAGCACCUGCUGCCCUUCCUGCAGAAGCAGCGUGGCCCGGCCAGCAUCAUCUACACCACCUCGGGGCUGGCGCUGGCCCCCAUCAACUUCUGCCCCAACUACUGCGCAACCAAGGCAGCGCUGCACCACUUCGUGCUGGUGCUGCGCGAGCAGAUGAAGGACGGCGGUUUCGCCAACCUCAAGGUCGUCGAGAUCCUCCCGCCGGCGGUGCAGACGGAGCUGCACGAUGCUGACAAGCAGCCGUAUAUCGAGAACGGGCGCCAGCUGGGCAUGCCGCUGGCCGACUUCAUCGCCGAGACAUGGGCCGGCUUGACGGGUGGGAAGGACCAGGUUCCGGUGGGCUCGUCGAAGGCGAGUUUCGAGAGCUGGGAACAGGAGCGGCAGAAGGCCUUCCUCGCGACCAACCAGCACAUGACGGGGCUGCUCCAGGGCUUCUACGCCCACUGA
Molecule: messenger RNA, 813 nt
Organism: Diplodia corticola
Lineage: Eukaryota; Fungi; Ascomycota; Dothideomycetes; Botryosphaeriales; Botryosphaeriaceae
Product: short-chain dehydrogenase oxidoreductase
Exons: 1
Coding region: 1-813 (270 amino acids)
Molecular function (GO): oxidoreductase activity
Source: RefSeq, a predicted model, not a curated record